Messenger RNA from Manacus vitellinus (golden-collared manakin), 2275 nucleotides. It is a transcript of the gene TMEM209, whose product is annotated as transmembrane protein 209. The record is from RefSeq and is a predicted model, not a curated record. The coding region runs from base 20 to 1273 and encodes 417 amino acids. Gene Ontology annotation, cellular component: membrane. The transcript is spliced from 12 exons. NCBI's taxonomy places the organism in Eukaryota, Metazoa, Chordata, Aves, Passeriformes, Pipridae.
CUCCCCGUUCCCCCAGGAGAUGACUCCAAAGAAGAGCCCGGACACGUCGGUGCUGGAGCUGGCCGUGAGGCUGAGGAAACAGGCCGAGGCCAGGAAGGUGGUGCUGGCCUGGGGGCUGCUCAACAUCUCCCUGGCCGGGCUCAUCUACACGGAAAUGACUGGGAAGCUCCUGAGCACGUAUUACAACAUCAGCUGCUUCCCUCUGUGGUACAUUGGUGAGUCCCUGCCACAUUCCAGAGCACAAAAGGGGUACAGGGUCACCCAGUUCUUGACUGUUUCCAGCUUCAGCCACUCUCCCAACGGAUCCCCCUAUUCCCCGGGAGCGGCGGACGGCGGCGGGAUGAGGUCCCACUACCGGUUCUCCCCCAUCCUGUACAACAACAACACCCACAAGGAUGACUACAUCACUGAUGUCAAAUCCCUGGACACCUUCCUGAGGAACGAGGAGGAGAAGCAGCACAGAGUCCAGCUGGGGAGCUCCGACUCCAGCUCCCCUUCCAGCAGCCCGACCUUCUGGAAUUACAGCCGCUCCAUGGCAGACCACGCCCAGAUCCUGAGGAAAUUCCAGUACCAGCUGGCCUGCAGGUCCCAGGCUCCAUCAGCACACAAGGAUGAGGCAGAUCUGAGCUCCAAACAGGCAGCAGAGGAGGUCUGGGCGCGGGUGACGAUGAACAGGCAGCUCCUGGAUCACAUGGAUUCCUGGACAGCCAAGUUCAGGAAUUGGAUCAACGACACCAUCCUGGUGCCCCUGGUGGAGGAGAUGGAGUCGGUGAGCACCCAGCUGAGGAGGAUGGGCUGCCCCGAGCUGCAGAUCGGAGAGGCCAGCAUCAGCAGCCUGAAGCAGGCAGCCCUGGUGAAAGCUCCUCUCAUCCCCACCCUCAACGCCCUGGUGCAGUACCUGGAUCUCACCCCAAACCAGGAAUACCUGGUGGAGAGGAUCAGAGAGCUUUCCCAGGGCGGCUGCAUGAGCUCCUUCCGAUGGAACGGAGGAGGAGACUUCAAGGGACGCAAGUGGGACACGGACCUGCCCACGGACUCCUCGGUGAGAUCCCACACACACCGGGAUGGGGGGGAUUGGAGCUGCUUGUUUUUUGGGAUAGGCUUUGGAGGGGGCAGCCAGGGAGGCCUUGGGGAAUGUGGUGAAGGCAGGAAUAACAUGUUCCACACCCUGCUCAUGUUCCUGUACAUCAUCAAGACCAAGGAAUCCGGGAUGCUGGGGCGUGUCAAUCUGGGAUUGUCGGGAGUCAACAUCCUGUGGAUCUUCGGGGAGUGACCCAUCCCUGCUCCGAGACAUCCACGGUUUUGGGUUAAACCCGGAUCAUUUAAGCUCAGCUUAGGGCACAGAGCAGUGAAAUUGUCUGGAAUUCCUGCGUGGACUCCUUCCCGAGGCAUCCCAUGGAAUAUUCCACCUGGGAACGAGCUCCAGGCAGGAUUAGGAUUCUCCUUCCCGCUCCUCACCUGAACAGCCCGGCUUAAACUGAGCUUAACUGAUCCAGACUAAACCCGUGAGGGUCGUGCACAGCCAUGGAUGAUCCAACACUUGGAAGGAUCCAACAAUCUGGGGCACUCCAGGAUCCAAAAAAUCCCAGCUGGACACGAGGAAAUCCAAACCAGGGGGGUUUAGACUCGGCUUUGCUUCGUUUUAUUAUAAAAACCCCACAACUUUUGCUCCUGGUUAUCGGUGUCACCGUGUCUCUGACCCCACAAGGUGUUGCUGUAAAGGGAAGAGAAACCCUUUGGACUCGCUGGGUUCAGCAAAUCCCAGGUUUUUUACUUAUAUUUGGAAGUUUUAUUUUCUUUUUCUGUUUGUUUUUUAGUUAAUCUUUCAGUUCCAAACCAGCUCAGCCUCCCGGGUGCCUUGGGAUUUAAUUCUGCUCCUCCCCUUUUGUUCAUUAAUUACCUCUUUUUUUUAGGGACUGGGAUGUGGCUGCAGCAACCCCAAAUUUUUUUUUGGGGGGGGAAAAAACCAGUUGGAUUUGUUUCCAAAAAGGGGCUCAAUUGAUGUUUGUUUGCCAAAUUCCCACUUCAGUUAUUCCUGCUGCUGUAAAUUCUGGCAAAGGUGAAUUUGUGUGGGACCACAGAUCCGUGGGAUCCCUGGAGUUUAUUUUUCAUGGAGGUGGGAAAAGAGGGAUUUGUGGAACUUUGUGCUGGUUUUUGGUGUGAACUGACAGGUUUUGGUGACUCUCCCUCUCCUCUGGGGACCCGGGUUUUUCUGAGGAACGGGACCAAAGUGGCUCAUUUGGUUCCUGAAUUAAAUGAGUUCCUUUUAUCAAAA